Phytophthora sojae is the source of this 528-nucleotide messenger RNA. RefSeq lists its product as hypothetical. The record is from RefSeq and is a predicted model, not a curated record. Lineage: Eukaryota; Oomycota; Peronosporomycetes; Peronosporales; Peronosporaceae. The annotation marks the transcript as partial. The transcript has a single exon.
AUGGUGCGUGCAGACGUAUCGACGGCGGAGGUUGUGCAUGAAGCUUCGGCGGCAGUGCAGACCGGCAAUAGCUCCAACGACCAGGACAGUACUGUGGAUAAAGCGCUGGAUACGUACCGAGGGGAGCUGGUGCGUGCCGCACUCGCCGCCGCGGUUACCGCACUCGCUCGAGCGAUUAGAGGGGGCGCGAUUGAAGGCGUUGUGAGCCGGGCAGCGGCUAUAGUGGAAUGCAUGGGAGCGCAGAUCGCGUCAGAUCUGUCUCCAUCAGCCCGGCAGCGGGUCGUCGGUAUCUCUGGUGAUGUGGCUGCUUAUGUGCGGGCUGCUACAACCCAGAUGAAAAUGUACACCGAUGUUGAGGUGAGCGCAGCCAUUGCGGACAGCGUGACGAGGGUUCGUAGCGCCGGUCAAGCGCUCUGCAGUUAUGUUCGAAACGCCAUGCACUCAGACCCCAAAUUGAAGACUACGUAUCAAGAACGUGAGAAGUAUCGUGCUGUCAGUACUGUUCACCUGAAUCACUGUUACUGGCUG